AUGUCCAACUCCACAUCACCUUCUGUGGCUUUGCAUCAAGUCGUGAUCUGUGUUGUCUUUACACUCAUAUUUCUCAUUGGCAUGUUUGGGAAUGUGUUAGUGAUCUGGAUUAUUCUUUGCAACAUGAAACAGCGGUUCCCGACCGUCAUUUUGCUACUGAACCUGGCCGUUGCAGAUUUCUCAGUCCUCAUCACUUUGCCGUUUUGGAUUUAUUCUUUCGCGGAUAGUUGGGUUUUUGGAGCAUCGUUCUGCACCGCUCUGUUGUAUCUGGUCCACAGCACCAUGUUCGCCAGUGUAUUCUUCAUUAUGGUGAUAAGCGUCGAGCGCCUAGUGGCUGUACUGUACCCAUUUACUGCUCAGAAUUGUUGGAGACGUGGUACAAUAAGGAAAGGGAUCACUGUGAUCUGGUCUACAUCGUUUCUCUUGGCCGUUCCUGUUCUUACAGAAUACAGGGCAGCGCCAGCUGAAACUCCCUACUGUUCACAGCUGCAAGGCAGUUAUCAGCAACAGAAAGGCCUCCUUCUGUUUGAGACUUUGGUGGGUUUUGCCAUUCCGUUUCUCACAUUGUCUGUCUGCAAUGCGCUGGUUGCAAAAAGAAUUGACAGAAUGACUUUUGAAGGCAGAAGAAAAUCAGUCAAAGUGACCAUAAGGGUCACAAUAGCUUUUGCAGUUUGCUGGCUGCCCUAUCACAUCAGAAACCUGUUAAUGAUCUCUUCAACAUUGUCAAAGAGGUCGAGCCCAGAAACCUCCAAGAUGUUGCUGCAUAUCAGUGAAAAGCUGGAGAAUGUGGUUGGAGCUCUGGGGGUCACUAAUAGCUGCAUCAACCCAAUUCUGUACGCGUUUGCUGCUCGUAGAAUCCAGAAAAACUUUAAAACCUCUGGGAUUGCUAAACUGUUUCAACAACUGAAUAAGUCUUCCGCAGAUAAGUACGCCAAGGGAUCAAAUAGUCCCAGAACCAAUUCACAACAAUCCAGCUGUUAG
This is a messenger RNA of Rhincodon typus (whale shark), 981 nucleotides long. RefSeq names its product leukotriene B4 receptor 1-like. The transcript has a single exon. The record is from RefSeq and is a predicted model, not a curated record. Gene Ontology annotation, cellular component: plasma membrane. Gene Ontology annotation, molecular function: complement receptor activity; G protein-coupled receptor activity. Gene Ontology annotation, biological process: complement receptor mediated signaling pathway; phospholipase C-activating G protein-coupled receptor signaling pathway; inflammatory response. Bases 1 to 981 code for a protein of 326 amino acids. Lineage: Eukaryota; Metazoa; Chordata; Chondrichthyes; Orectolobiformes; Rhincodontidae.